AUGUCUGACCCCAACAACGUUAUCGAGCAGUUGCUCGAAGCAAUUAAACAGCACCCUUGUGUUUAUGACACCAAGCGACUAGAUUUCCGCGACCAGCAGCGCAAGCUAAACCCUUGGGAGGAGAUCAGGAAGAGCAGCGGUCUCGCCACAGUGGAAGAAUGCCACAAGCUGUGGAAGCGGUUAAGGGACCGGUUCACCCGCGAGUUCAAAGUCAUCGAGCUCGCGACGAGGAGCGGCAGCGGAUACGUGCCGAGGCAAACGUGGGAGUUCGCCGCUGCCAUGGAAUUCUACAAGACGUGUGGCCGUCCAAGAAAAACAAUCAGCAACGUGGGCUCAGGGGGCCUACCAGGAGACGAAGAUAGCGCCUCCACUGCAGAGGCAAUUUUCAACACGAUGCAGGGUGAAAUGACAACGCCGCCACCCGCCAGGAGCAACGACAUUACACCGGAAGCCCCAGCAGAAACUCAUUGGGAAGCUGCUUGCCAGGAAGAUCGCACGGUGGGAGAGCCACCCUCAAAACGAUCUAAAAAGUCGCAAAGUUGUGAUUACAUUGAGCAGCAGCUCCUUUCCCAACUUGGCAAGCAGAUAACUGAAAAUGAGGCAUUUGCACAGUCUGUAGCCAUGAGCCUUGACAGAAUGCCAAGGGCAGUUGCUUCUAGGUGCAAGGCAAGAAUAAUGGGGCUCAUCGCCGAAUUUGAUGAACUUUAG
This is a messenger RNA of Dermacentor albipictus, 708 nucleotides long. RefSeq names its product transcription factor Adf-1-like. The record is from RefSeq and is a predicted model, not a curated record. Lineage: Eukaryota; Metazoa; Arthropoda; Arachnida; Ixodida; Ixodidae. Gene Ontology annotation, biological process: regulation of transcription by RNA polymerase II. Gene Ontology annotation, cellular component: nucleus; transcription regulator complex.